Molecule: messenger RNA, 5081 nt
Organism: Scophthalmus maximus (turbot)
Lineage: Eukaryota; Metazoa; Chordata; Actinopteri; Pleuronectiformes; Scophthalmidae
Gene: creb3l1
Product: cAMP responsive element binding protein 3-like 1
Exons: 14
Coding region: 738-2138 (466 amino acids)
Biological process (GO): regulation of transcription by RNA polymerase II
Molecular function (GO): cAMP response element binding; DNA-binding transcription factor activity, RNA polymerase II-specific
Source: RefSeq, a predicted model, not a curated record
GAGAAAACGGAAAAUGAGAGCCACUGUAAAAGGGAAGGAACAUGUCAGGCUCCUUUGGCAUCUUUUUUGUCUGUAGAAGCAGAGAAAGGGAAAAAGAACAAGAGCUGCUCAGUUUCACUCAGACUUAGUCUUUUAAAGUGUUACUGGUAGACAUAAGGAGAAUAUGCUGCCUCCAGUAGUUAAUGGCCUCAGAUAAGUUUAUACAUUCAUAAGGUUGUUAAUCUCUUUAUGCUGUGUUUUGUUACUUGUCAGUAUACACUUCCAUCAGCACUGGUUGUAUUUCAGGUGGGGCAGUGAUGGUUGUGGUGAUAGUGGUGUUCUGGGGAGCAGGGUGCUGCUGGGAGAUAUGUGACUACUUGUUUGCACAUUCAAGUCAUUAAUAUCAAAGUAUGAAUUCAUAUUCACAGCCAUGAGAGGGUGCCUCUGUGGCUACGCCGCCUGUUAAGGGUCAGCGGAGGGGUCGAUGAAGAUGUGAGGACUGAGGGGGGUUGUGUGGUGGACAGUGAGGAAAUCACUGACACACACAGACGCACACAAAGUGUUGUGUUUUCCGCCUCAGCGCUCUGAUGCCACUGCUCCUCCUCACAGACAGUGAGGGACACGGCGGGAGGACGGUGGCAACAACGAACGGAGACGAGAGGCGUUGACAUCACAGUGGUCACCAAGGCGAUGAAAGGGAGAAACAAGCCAGGGCAGAAUGAGAGGAGGAAGAAUGAGACGUGCGACUGUGAGAAGUCAUGGGGAUGAAAGAGCCUUUCUCCGGUGACCAGAUGGACGACUUCAGCAGUGAAUUAUUCAGCAGUUUCUUUGACGACCACCUAUUAGAGCGACCCCUGCUGGCAGACAGACCUUCAUUUUUACACAUGGACAUCGACAGCAGCCCUGAUAUCCAAGCGGAGCACAGCUACUCUUUGAGUGAAGAUUCCGCCCCCCAGAGCCCGGCCCUGUCAAUCAAAAUGGACGAAGAGUCUGAGUUUGAAUGGAGCUUCAGUCAGGACCUGUCAGCCAUCUUGGUGAAACAAGAGGAACCUGAUGUGGUUCAAAGGUUAGAUCCUCCUCCUCUGGAAGGCCCGCCUCUCACAUUAAGCCCCGCCCCACCGCACAGAGGAUCUGCUUGGAAACACACGGAGCACAGUCAAGAUGACGUGAAGACAGUGGCUAUAAAAGAUGAGCCCAGAGAGAUUGGACAGUGUCUCAGCCUGCGCAGCGACGAUGCUCUCCAGCUCCCGCCCACCCCUCCCAGCAGUAACCAUGGCGACAGCGACGGCUCCCUCCCUCCCUCCUCCCCACACCUCCCUCUGCCCCCGUCUUCCCCUCAACCACAGCAGAGGCCAGGAGGUCGUGCCUCUUCCUCAUCCUCCUCCUCUUCCACAGCCAUCUCCUCUUCACCGCUCCUCACUGCACCACAUAAGCUGCAGGGUUCAGGACCCCUCAUUCUGACAGAGGAGGAGAAAAGGACCCUGGUUGCUGAGGGUUACCCAGUACCCAACAAACUUCCUCUCACCAAGAGUGAAGAGAAGGCACUGAAGAGAGUCCGACGGAAGAUUAAGAAUAAGAUCUCAGCUCAGGAGAGUCGGAGGAAGAAGAAAGAGUAUGUGGAAUGUCUGGAGAAAAAGGUGGAGAGCUACACGUCAGAAAACGGCGACCUGUGGAGAAAAGUAGAAAACCUGGAGACUGCCAACAGGUCUCUCCUACAGCAGCUCCAGAAGCUUCAGUCAUUGGUUUCAGGGAAAGUUGUUCCUCGGUCUAAAAUGGCCUCAACUCAAACAGGGACGUGCCUCAUGAUGAUCGCCGUGUGUUUUGUCCUGGUGUUGGGCUCCUUCUCCCCCUGCCUCUCUCCCCUCUCCUUCCUCUCUCACACCUCCUCCUCUUCCUCUCCCUCCUCUCCCUCUCCCCCUCUUCCGUCAGCGGACCUCUACACCACCAGUCAGGUCCGUUCCCGCAGCCUGCUCUUCUACAACGAAGGGGCCCCAUUGGAGGAGAGUUUAGUGACAUCAGAGGGGGAGAGGCUACAGUCAGAAGCCCACUCCCACGUCCAGACGAGCCAUUACACCGCUGAUGCCCACAGAAACCACACAACUGGGCCCGAGUUAGACCGGAGAGAAACAAAACCAGACGGAGACUCCGAGUUUUUCUGACAGACUGCACGACCCCCUCCUCCCAUGACUUCUCACCUCUGACCCCUAAAAAAGCCCAAAACCUCCACAUUCCUGAACUCACCGGGGUUCACAUCAACAUUCAACAUCCAACCGGAUCAAAACCUGCCCGAGUCGUCACAUGUCACACUCGUCUCAUGCUCCUCAGCCGGCGUCCUGCUUCUACAUUGUGCUUCACUUCUUCUGCUUCGACGGCGUCUGUUACACCUGAAGAUACUUGAAGGGACCUGAGCAUUGGAACUUCUAUUGUUAUACUUUUGAAUAUAUUUUAAUUCUCAAUACCCAGCUAAUUCAUUCAAAAUCCCUUUUAAUAACCGUGAAGAAUAUUUUAGAGAUGCAUUAAAGACACAGGGUGUUCAUUUCAGAGCCUCUUGACAGUAUAUAGAAACUUACAGAUGCUAUUUUUAGCAUUUUAAAAAUUGCAAAUAGGAAAAAGCUUAUUGGGAAAUGUGGUCUGAAUGAUGAUAGAAACACAAAGUGGUCUUGCACCUUUGUACUUACAUAAACAUAUACAGUAUAUGGCACUUUGACAGACCUCCACUGUUUGAUUCUGGUUCAUGUUUGCACAUGGUGAUUGUGUUUUACUUCCAACGCACUUUAAAUGUACUAAAUAGGAUAAGUGCUUUAAUUUUCUCAACCAAUCACAUACCAUAUGUUGAUUAAGUGCUGCAAAAAUGAUCGUUGUGAUUAUUGUUUCAUCUAUCGGUUAAUCAUUUAGUACAGAAAAUAAACAGUUCGACACCUGAAGAUAUUUUUACUUACAUAAUAUGUACAGUGAAAUAAAUCAAAGAUAAGCAUCAGAUUCUCACAGUAGAGAAGCUAGAAACAGUAACCGACGUAUAUGAUUAAUGAAUUAUCAGAAUUGUUGCUGAUAAAUGUUCUGUCAUCACAUAAUUGAAUUAUUAAAUAAUUAAUUAUUUAAACAGUAAAUUUGAAUGCAACUUGUGUGUCUACAAACACUUAACCAAAGUAGACAGUGUGAUGAAGACAAAAGCAUCCUGUGCCAUUUUUUAAGUGCCUUUCACUCACGUCAGUCAAAUGUGACAAACUCAGCCUUAUGCCCACUCAUACUUUAAACCUGGACCUGUAACUUCAGUUAGAUUACACACUUUUGUUAAUUUCCCUGGUUCUUGUUCCUCGUGUAACGAAUCCUAAACUGCCUAUGCAUAUUUGGCCGCAUAGUAGCAAAAGUUUGCGGUGAAUUCACCUUUUCGCGGAGCCCACCUCGGUUUGAAGAGCUUAAAUGGGUUUUCAGGUAGUAACAACUGAACAUGUAAUGUGAUUUAUCUUUCCCUUUUUUUAUUAUCUAUUAUCUAACUAGUUUUUAAAAUUCUGACCAAAACUGGAUGUUAUUUUUGGGCUGGAAACCAUGUUUUCAUUUCAAGAGAACAUUGACGGGGUUCUGCCAGAGGUAGGGAAAACAUGACAUAAAAGUAUUUUCAUGGAUUUAAAAAAUUGUAUAUGUAAUAUAUUUGCAGCAUCAAAAAAGAGCAUAUUUAAUUUAUGCAACAAAAAAAGAAAAAUUGAUCUUGUUUUAACGUUUGUUUAUCUUAAUUUUUUCUAAAUAAUGUUUACAAUAAAACCCCACAAAAAAUACAACCUAUAAUAUAUUCUGAGCAUCAAAAAAGGGCAUAUUUAUUUUAUGCAAAAAAAAGAAAAGAAUUGUAUGUUGUGUUUUGGCAUUUAGGAUGAUGUGAAGGUUUAUAAGAUGGUGUGUAGUUUACAUGGUGUUUUCAUGGAUUGUAAAACUUUGACAUGAUCCGUUUGUGUCUCUAACUGUAAUACAGUGUUUAUCUUUCACUGCUGUCGCAUGAAAAGCCCCGAGGGAUUUUUGUUCCAUUAUGAUCUAAAACUGAACCUGAAAAAAGAAAAAAAUAACUCCAAAUAAAUUCUGCUUAAUGUCUUGACCCAAAAAUCCAAAGAAAUGUUCCACAAACCACCUUCAGAUAUUGAUCAUCAUGUUAAAUAUAAAUAUUGUGUUAUCAAUACAUCCGAUAACCUCUGAGCAGCAGAGGAAACGUCUAAAACAUCAAUAUAAAUGUGCUCAUGUGACAGCAGUGCAUGUUGUAUUUAUUCCUGUUUGUAGAAAGUGUGUAUAUAUUGAUGAAGCCAAUCGGGGGAUUAAAACAUAAAUGAUCUUUCCACAAUGUGGGGGAACACCAGGACAUUUAAAGACAUUUUUAUUAUCCGCACCACUAUUUUGACAAUGUUUGAAAAACAGUUACACUCCCCAGAAAAAUGUCAUGGUAUUCCAUCAAAUUAAAAGAAAACGGAUGUUUCACUGUCCCAAAUCCAAAUCCUUGAGGAGUAAAAAUUCUGACUAUAAAACAUCCAGAAAAAAAUUGUUUUUGUUUUUAUAUUGUGUUUUAUGCCGGACGUGAACAAAAGCGUCACGUGACUGCAGCCCCCCUUUGCUCAACCACUCUGUGGUUCUCACCCUUAUCAGUCUCAAUGCACCAGUGUACAUAAAUAAUGACAACUCAAUGUGCAGAUGUUGUAAAUAAAGGGCCUUGUUUUUGUAUUGUGACAUAGUCCAAGACUUUAACCUGUGGAAAGUGGGAACUGAGAAGAAAAAAAAAUAGUAGAAAAAUCUGUGGAUUCUGGGGGAUUAAAUGGGGAGGGUUAAAAAAAAAAAAAAGAACAAUUACAGGGAGGGUGAAGUUUUCCACUUGUAAAGAAACCUGGACGACACAGUAGCUUCACACAGUUUGAAUAGUUGUCAAACACCAGGAGUUGCUGGAUUAUUCUACCAGAGAGAAUGAUCCUGCACUUUCCAGGCGGUUCGCUUGUUUGAAAUGUGUUUGGAUAUGAUGUUGUCUUGGUUUGUUGUAUAGUGCCUUGCAUGUUCCUCCAUAUAUAAUUAUGUUAUCUUAGUGUAGUCAGUAGAGUAGAAACCAGCAAAAUAUUAAAAAACUGCAUCAGCAA